AUGGACCACACGAAUCAAAGCAUUGAAGAGCAGCUGCGGGAGCUUAGGGCAGAGCCUACUGAAGCGAAGGUCGAGCUUACUGAAGCGAAGGUAAAGCUAGAUGAGCAAUCGAGCGUCGGAGUUGACGAACAGAUAAGGGCCGCUGUGGCUCGGGCUGACGAGGGGAUGAAGUCGGCAUUCGAGGACCUACGAACGGCUGUUUCUCGGUCAGAGGAGAAGCCAAAGGAUAGGAUCGAUAAAUUAGAGGCUGCUGUUGCGGAGGCGCAGAAGGACGAAGAUGUUGGCCCAAGGAACCUCGUCGUGUGUAUCGACGGAACUGCGAACCAAUUCGGGGUGAAGAACUCCAACGUCGUCGAGCUCUAUCACCUCCUUGAGAAAGGCAGGGGACAGAUCACCUCCUACAACAGUGGUAUUGGGACGUAUGCUAAAACGCAGAAGGACGAAGAUAUUGGCCCAAGGAACCUCGUUGUGUGUAUCGAUGGAACUGCGAACCAAUUCGGGGUAAAGAACUCCAACGUCGUCGAGCUCUAUCACCUCCUUGAGAAGGAUAAGCGUCAGAUCACUUUCUACAACAGUGGUAUAGGGACGUAUGCUAAACCUUCCUGGCGGUCUUCAUCCUAUUGGAGACAAGCCAUCGGCCAUACCAUCGACCUCAUGAUAGCGUGGAAGCAUACUUAUGGCUCUCGGAAAACUACCGUGCUGGAGACCAAAUCUUUCUCUUCGCUCACUAACGACAGCAAGACAAAGCGUUUUCGGGACAUUUAUUCUAAAAUAUCUUCAAUGUCUAUUCUUACAUCCGAAGUGUUCAAAAUCUUCAAGGGGAUGCUCAUGGCUCAUACGGACGUGAAGCAAGCCAGUGGAGUGAGAAUCGGGAGUCAUGCAGACGAUGUCAGUGACGACCCGAAGGAGAUGGCUAAACGGUUUAAAAAAUCUUUCUCUCGGGAGGUACGGGUACAUUUUGUGGGAGCAUGGGAUACAGUAUCUUCCGUUGGAAUCGUCCGUGACAAGGUUCUACCUGGGACGACUUCUGGCAUGAAGCACGUAACGUUCUUCCGUCAUGCGUUGGCUCUCGAUGAGAGACGCGUUAAAUUUCUUCCGGAGUAUGCCUACGAGGGUAGCUCAUUGCCGGAUGUGGAGAAGGAGGCAGAGGAAGAAAUCAGAAACCGUUCCAACGCGAUCGUUUCACCACAUACAAAGGAGGUAUGGUUUGCGGGUACGCACUCGGAUAUAGGCGGUGGAAACAUCAAAAACCCGGAGAUGAAUCGCAGCGACCCACCCUUGCGCUGGAUGUCGUACGAAGCAACAGCAGCAGGCUUGCGUUUAGGACCGUUCGGAAGAAAGUGGGAACUCCAACCAAAGAUCUAUGUGCAUGAAUCGCUGACAGGUCCAUGGCACACACUCGAGUGUCUACGUUUGACACAUCUCACAUACAACAGUUCGAGUGACACGAGGCGUUGGUUUCAUUGCGGCGCUGGCCGGUACAUUAGGCCAGGUCAAAAGCUUCACAGCUCACUCGUUUACGGUGCUCAGAAGGAUAAUGGUUCCUAUGAACCGAAGGCCUUACUCGCGAAGUCGAAAGACAGUGAUAUCGGUUUGGCAUCUUGGUCUGAAUUAUCUGGGAUCAAGAUGGAUAGUCUACCAGACUCCGUGGAGCGCGACCUGUACGAUCGCGCCGGCGAGCUCGUACGCAGUAUCUCUUCUGCUUGCGAUUACAGCCAGGAGUGCAACAACAUCAUCGUCGACCUGGUGAAUGAGUUCGGUGCAAUGGCAGCUUCCCGUGAUGGAGGUCGGGCCUUACGCGAGAUUCCCAACCUCCAAUACACUCUUCAGGCUGGCGAACAUUUUCCUCGAGAUGUUCGUCUGAGCAUACUCCGAAUCAGUAAAACACUGUUUCAAGAAAAUGAACGAUCUGACAAUUCUCAGAUAGAAGUGACAUCGUCAAUCGCCAGUUCUCCCAGCAGCGGACAUAUCGCUAUGGUCAGAGAGUUCGGCAACACCAUCAAUAUCCGCAGCUUAACAGAUCAAGACAUGCCCGCCACAUUGACAAAAACACUCAACGGACACAAGUCUGCUGUACUUUCUCUUUCUUUCUCCUUCGAUGGAGCUUUUCUGGCGUCUGGUGGUCUUGACCACUACGCUCGAGUAUGGAGUAUCGGAACCUCUGAAAGCUUGCGUAUCAUAGAGCAUAGCGACGUUGUUGGAUCCGUCGUACUGUCCGCAGAUGGCACGCUCGUGGCCUCCGGAUGUGCGGACGGCAAGAUUGUUAUCUCGGACGUAGCCUCGGGCGCACCUGUCGUGGCCACACCCUUGGCUCACACAAGCACCAUCACGUCACUGGUUUUUUCAUCCAACAAUUCACUCCUUUCUUCUGGAUCAUCCGACGGUACAAUCCAUGUCUGUUCCCUAUCCGGAGACGACACUCCAGGUCCUUCUGUAGCACCAUUGGAGGGCCACACUGCAGGCGUCAUCUCCCUCGCCUUUUCCCCGAAUGGCCAUCAACUCAUCUCCGGUUCCUACGACUGCACGGUACGCGUCUGGGACCUCGAGAGUAGCGAUACCCACGUUCGAGUCCUAUACGGUCACACCGACUGGAUCACAUCGCUUGCUUUCUCUCCGGACGGAGAGCACAUCGUCUCUGGAUCGAUUGAUUCAACCUGCCGUUUGUGGGAAUCUCAAGUAGGUCGGGCGAUUAAUCCUCUGAUCAUGCCUUUCAAAGAGUGGGCCUCCUCUGUCAACUUCUCAUCGGAUGGGACAAGCAUCGUCGCUUGCUCCAUCGACGGCGUCAUGAAAUCUACCAGCAUUGAUGUCUCCGAAACCCAUCGAGCAUGCCUCUACGGUCACAACUCCUUCGUCCUGGGUGUUGCAUUCUCUUCCGAUAGCAAACGUCUCGUGUCAUGCUCUGCCGAUCGCACGAUCCGCAUCUGGGACAUUCAAACCGGCACAGAAUCUCUUCGCCCACUCGAAGGCCAUACACGCUCCGUUUCAUCCGUUCAAUUCUCCCCAGAUGGUUCCCUCAUUGCCUCCGGUUCUUUCGACAGAACGGUUCGGAUUUGGGAUGCGGUGACUAGGAAGCAGAAAGGCGAACCCCUGCGAGGUCAUACCGACGAUAUCAAUUCCGUUGGAUUCUCACCCGAUGGGAAGCACCUCGUUUCCGGUUCUGACGAUCACACUGUCUGUGUAUGGAACCUCGAAACGAGGUCCGAGGCUUUCAAGCCACUCGAAGGGCAUACAAGUUAUGUUUGGUCCGUGCAGUAUUCGCCAGAUGGACGAUAUAUCGUCUCUGGCUCCGGUGAUAGGACAGUACGUCUUUGGGAUGCAAACACGGGGAAGGCAGUAGGGGAGCCAUUCCGUGGUCAUAACCGUACUGUCACUUCUGUCGCAUUCUCACCCGAUGGCACACGCAUCGUCUCCGGCUCCUUGGACAAAACCAUCCGCAUCUGGGAUACGAAGACGGUGAAGGCAGUGGGAGAGCCCUUGCGAGGUCAUACCAACUGGGUCUGGUCAGUCGCAUACUCUCCGGAUGGGAAGCGGAUCGUUUCUGGCUCUCGGGAUGAGACCGUCCGUGUCUGGGAUGCGGAGACGGGGAAGGAGGUUUUCGAGCUUCUGAGAGGCCAUACUGAGAAAAUGUGGUCUGUCGCAUGGUCACUGGAUGGAAAGCUCAUCGCAUCGGCCUCGUACGACAAGACAAUUCGGCUUUGGGACGCGAAUACGGGAGAGUCGAUCAAGUUUUAG
Molecule: messenger RNA, 3732 nt
Organism: Stereum hirsutum FP-91666 SS1
Lineage: Eukaryota; Fungi; Basidiomycota; Agaricomycetes; Russulales; Stereaceae
Product: WD40 repeat-like protein
Exons: 12
Coding region: 1-3732 (1243 amino acids)
Molecular function (GO): protein binding
Source: RefSeq, a predicted model, not a curated record